CUUCCUCCCCUUAUAAGAGGCCAACCAGGGCCACGGCACUCUGUGUUGAGAGAGAGAGAGAAGAGAGAGAGAGAGAGAGAGAGUUGCCAGUGAGCCAGGAUAAGUGAGGAGAUCGCAAGGAGCGGAAGGCCGUGGCGGUAGCCAUGGACGACUCGGCGGAGGCGAAGCUGGUGGACGAGAUCGCGGGAGGAGGGGCGGAGGGGGACUGGGGCUACUUGGGCUCCGACGGGAUGGGCUCCGGCUCCUACCCGGGCUACCCCUUCCCCAGGGACGUCCUUUCCACGCCGACCUCCGCGUCGCUGCUCCUCUCCAUGGACCCCGCCGCGCUCUUCGACUUCAACAGCACCUUCCCGCCCUCCUCCUCCGCCGCCGCCACCGCCGGCUCCGCGUUGCCCGCCUUCCACGACUUCAACUGCAUCAACCCCUUCGACGACGCCGGCCAGUUCCUCGGCGGUCCCCCGCCGCUGCCGCCGGCGGUGGCGGCACAGCAGCAGGGGCAGAAAGGUGGGUUCUUUGCGCCGCCGCCGGGCUCGGACUUCAACGACACCGGGAUGAGCUGGGACGACGAGGACGAGAUCGACCAAAGCGUCGACGCCUCCUCCAUGGCCAUCUCGGCCUCCAUGGAGAAUGCUGCGGGCGCGGCGGUGGGGGGAAGUGGCGUCGGCGGUGGCAGCGGGAGAGGCAAGAAGAAAGGGAUGCCGGCCAAGAACCUUAUGGCCGAGCGCCGCCGUCGCAAGAAGCUCAAUGACCGCCUCUACAUGCUGCGCUCGGUGGUGCCCAAGAUCAGCAAGAUGGAUAGGGCUUCUAUCCUUGGUGAUGCAAUUGAGUAUCUGAAGGAGCUCCUGCAGAGGAUCAGCGAGCUUCACAAUGAACUCGAGUCAGCUUCAAGUUCUUCGUUUGUUGGACCAACAUCAGCUAGCUUCAACCCAUCAACACCAACAUUGCAGGCAUUUCCUGGCCAAGUCAAGGAAGAACUUUGCCCAGGCUCAUUCCCCAGCCCUACUGGACAACAAGCCACGGUUGAAGUCAGGAUGAGGGAAGGGCAUGCAGUCAAUAUCCACAUGUUCUGUGCGCGCAGGCCAGGCAUCCUGCUGUCCACAAUGACGGCCCUCGACAGCCUAGGCCUCGACAUCGAGCAGGCAGUCAUCAGCUGCUUCAAUGGCUUUGCAAUGGAUGUCUUCCGAGCUGAGGUCUGUUGUGUGCGCGGAUGGUCCUGGAAUGGUGCCUGAAGAAAUUAAGGCCGUGCUGAUGCACACUGCCGGUCUCCACAACGCAAUGUAGCCGGUCCGAAAACAGGCCACCACCAGGAUGAUGAUCGUCUCUACUAAGGGCUUCGAUUCGGAAGCGGCAUAAACUGUGGUGGCCAUUGGUUUCUGGGGGCAAGUGAUGGAUUUAAGAUGAGGCUCGCCAUCUCGGGCAUGGCAUGAGAUAUGAGUGAUGCUGUAACUAUGGAUUUUCUUUAGCCUAAUGUUUGUUUUCUCUCUGAUACUGUGGUGUAAUAGAAUCUAUUCUGCGUGUUAAACAUAUAAUGGUGAAUGGUGAUGUGAUAAUUAACAUCA
Sorghum bicolor (sorghum) is the source of this 1559-nucleotide messenger RNA. Its product is annotated as transcription factor ICE1. The transcript is spliced from 4 exons. Gene Ontology annotation, molecular function: DNA-binding transcription factor activity; protein dimerization activity; sequence-specific DNA binding. The record is from RefSeq and is a predicted model, not a curated record. Gene Ontology annotation, cellular component: nucleus. Gene Ontology annotation, biological process: regulation of DNA-templated transcription. The coding region runs from base 144 to 1229 and encodes 361 amino acids. NCBI's taxonomy places the organism in Eukaryota, Viridiplantae, Streptophyta, Magnoliopsida, Poales, Poaceae.